CAGGGAGGACCCCGUGGCCCUGGCCCGGCGCCUUUUCCGCCUGGACGGGGUCAGGAAGAGCCAGGUGGCCUCGUUCCUGCGCAAGGACACGGAGUUCAGCUCGCGGGUGGCGCGGGAGUACCUGGAGCUCUUCCAGUUCCAGGGGAUGAGCCUGGAGCAGGCCCUGAGGCAGUUCCUGCGGGCCCUGGUGCUCUCGGGGGAGACUCAGGAGCGCGAGCGAGUCCUGGGGCACUUCUCGAGCCGCUUCCACCGCUGCAACCCCGGGGCCUUUCCUUCUGCUGACUCCGUUCACGCCCUCACCUGCGCCCUGAUGCUGCUCAACACCGACCUGCACGGCCAGCGCCUGGGCCGGGCCAUGAGCAGCUCCGAGUUCGUGACCAACCUGAGCGGGAUGAUGGACGGCCAGGACUUCCCCCGGGAGCAGCUCAAGGCUCUGUACGGCUCCAUCCGCAGCCGGAAACUGGAGUGGGCAACGGACGAUGAGGACGAGCCCGGAGCCGAUUCCCAAAAGCCCAAAAAAGCCCCGAAAUUCCCAAAUCCCGAAAUUCCCCCGGAGCUCCUGGGGGGCUCCGGCCCCGCCCGCAGGGGGGUCCUGGCCAGGAAGGUCCUGGCAGAGAGCGACGGCAAAAAGGCUCCCUGGGGCCGGCGGGGCUGGAAGCGUUUCAGGGCCGAGCUGCGGGGGCCCCUCCUGGUGCUGCAGAGGGACCCCCCCGAGGGCCCCCAGGAGGUUUUGGGGCUGCCCCACGCCCUGGCCCGGCCCCACCCCAAAUACACCAAGCGCCCCAACGUGUUCCUGCUGCGCACCGCGGACCGGCGCGAGUUCCUGUGCCAGGCCCCGAGCCCCCUGGAGCUGUCCCAGUGGGUGUUUGGGAUCAAUGUGGCCGCCGCCCUCUCGUCCUCGCCGCCGUUCCCCGCGGCCGUCGGCUCCCGGCGCCGCUUCGUGAGACCCAUCCUGCCCUCGGCGCCCAGCCGCUGCCCCCCGGAGCAGCAGCAGUGCCAGCUGCGCCGCUGGCUGGGCACGGUGACGUGCCAGCUCCUGGAGCACCAGCGGCUGCUGCCCGAGGGACGGGCACGGGAGCAGGAGGAGCACCGGGCACACGGGGACUUCCUGAGGGACGAGCGGCAGCGCUGCCUCACCUACGUGCAGGCGCUGGGGACGUGGCUGCGCGGGGACAGCGGGGCCAGCGCCGCCCUCGGGGACAGCGCGGAGCUCGGGGACAUCCCCGAGGGUCCCCACGUCCCCGCGCCGCUCACCAAGUGCCACUCGAGUCCCUCGCUGGCCCCGGAGCCGCCCCUGGGCCGCGUGCGGCGCCACAUCUCGGAGCGCAGGGCCACCCGCGUCACCGUCCCCAAGCGCCACCGCGACCGCCCGUGACACCGGGACUGUCCCUGUCACUGUCCCCAGUGUCACCGGGACUGUCCCCAGUGUCACCGGGACUGUCCCCAGUGUCACCGGGACUGUCCCCAGUGUCCCUGCCACAUCCCGGGGCGCAGGGCCACCCGUGUCCGCCUGUGACAGGCCUGGGUUGUCCCCCAGGAUUGUCCCCAAGUGCCACCCGCACACAAAGUGCCACCCCUGCGACAGGGACAGCCCGAAGUGCCACCCCAGGGACAC
Messenger RNA from Passer montanus (Eurasian tree sparrow), 1615 nucleotides. Its product is annotated as PH and SEC7 domain-containing protein 4-like. Gene Ontology annotation, biological process: regulation of ARF protein signal transduction. Lineage: Eukaryota; Metazoa; Chordata; Aves; Passeriformes; Passeridae. Gene Ontology annotation, cellular component: ruffle membrane. The transcript is spliced from 11 exons. Bases 146 to 1375 code for a protein of 409 amino acids. The record is from RefSeq and is a predicted model, not a curated record. Gene Ontology annotation, molecular function: guanyl-nucleotide exchange factor activity.